Molecule: messenger RNA, 1392 nt
Organism: Dictyostelium purpureum
Lineage: Eukaryota; Evosea; Eumycetozoa; Dictyosteliales; Dictyosteliaceae
Exons: 2
Coding region: 1-1338 (445 amino acids)
Cellular component (GO): mRNA cleavage and polyadenylation specificity factor complex
Molecular function (GO): RNA binding
Source: RefSeq, a predicted model, not a curated record
AUGAGCGAAAAUAAUGAAGACACGAAUGUAGACGAAAAUGUUGAAAACAACGAGGACGAAGAAAAUGAAGAUAAUAAUAUAGAACAAUUAGAUGGUGAAGAAGGUGGAGAUGGAGAAGACAAUGGUGAGGAAGGCGAUGGUGAAGACGAUGAUGACGAUGACGAUGAUUCAGAUGAUGACGAUGACGAUGUUGUACUUGUAUUAGAUCAAGAGAGUGUUGAAGCUUCAUCGAGUAAACCAGGUAGUAGUACUGGUUUUAAUAGAACACCUAAUAAAACAUUUGCUGGAUUUAGACCAUCUUCAAUUACUCCAGGUUCAGGUGGGAAAUUUUCAACAAAACAAACACCAGCUGGUGCAUUUGUUCCAGCAAAAACAAAUCAAAAAACAAUUUAUGAAGUUGAUAUAGAUUCAUUCGAAGAGAAACCAUGGUUAAAACCUGGUGCAGAUAUUUCAGAUUAUUUCAAUUAUAAUUUUACUGAAGAUACAUGGAAAGCAUACUGUGAAAGACAGAAUCAAAUGAGAUUAGAAGUAAACAAUUUAGGUAAAAUUAAAGGUUAUGAAAGUAAAAACAAUAUAGAUUCAAAAUCAAAUGGUGCAAUUGAUUUACCUCCCGAACUCCAAGGUGAUCAUGAAGCAUCCCAUACAAAUAAAAAAAUGCAAGGCGGUAGACCAAUAUUUAAAAAACAACCAAGUAGAUCAGAUAUUAAUAAUAACAGUAAUAACAAUAAUGGUGAGGGUAAUGAUAAUACAGACUCAGCACCACAAGACAGAUACAACAGAGGACAACAAAACCAAAUGCAGCAACAUUUAUACCAACAACACCAACAACAGCAACAACAACAGCUACAGCAACAACAACAAACACAAGGCUACAACCAAAGAGGUGCAUAUAAUCAAGAUAAUAGUGGUGGAUAUCGUGGCGGUAUAAAUAAGCCCUACGAAGAAGAAGAUAGUAACAGAAAAAGAAGAAGCAAUGAGCGUGAAAGAGAAAGAGAGCGUGAAAAAGAAAGAGAUGACCACAGAAGCAGCGAACGUGAAAGAGACCGUGAAAGAGAAAGAGAAAAAAGCUCAAGAUCAGACUCUAGAAGUAAUAGCGACAGAGACCGUGAAAGAGAUAAAGAUCGUGACGAUUAUAAAAGCGGUAGAGGCACAACCGGCAGCGGUGGCAACAGCAGAGGAGGUGAUCGUGAAAGAGAUAGAGACCGUGACGAUUAUAAAGGUAGUGGAAGAAGCGACCGUGACCGUGGAGACUCAAGAUCAUCGUCGUCGUACUCAUCAGAUUAUAAAAGAAAAGGAUCGGCACAACAAGAUAGUGAUAGAUCAAAAAGAAGAAGAUAAAAUAAUAUUUAUUUAUAAAAAAAAACAAAAUAAAAAUUAAAAUUUUUAAAAAUU